Messenger RNA from Emiliania huxleyi CCMP1516, 231 nucleotides. RefSeq lists its product as hypothetical. The annotation marks the transcript as partial. The record is from RefSeq and is a predicted model, not a curated record. Gene Ontology annotation, molecular function: calcium ion binding. Gene Ontology annotation, cellular component: endoplasmic reticulum membrane; endoplasmic reticulum. The transcript has a single exon. Gene Ontology annotation, biological process: protein folding. Lineage: Eukaryota; Haptophyta; Isochrysidales; Noelaerhabdaceae.
GGGGAGUGGAAGGCGCCGCAGAUCCGGAACCCCGACUACAAGGGCAAGUGGACCGCGCCAAAGGUGGACAACCCAGAGUACAAGGGCGUGUGGAAGCCCAAGCAGAUUGCAAACCCGGGCUACUUCAGCGACGAGCAGCCGCACGCGAUGGCGCCGAUCGGCGGCAUCGGCAUCGAGCUGUGGACGAUGCAGGACGGCGCGCUGUUCGACAACAUACUCAUCUCGACGGAC